Molecule: messenger RNA, 5240 nt
Organism: Synchiropus splendidus (mandarinfish)
Lineage: Eukaryota; Metazoa; Chordata; Actinopteri; Syngnathiformes; Callionymidae
Gene: errfi1a
Product: ERBB receptor feedback inhibitor 1a
Exons: 4
Coding region: 202-1512 (436 amino acids)
Biological process (GO): negative regulation of epidermal growth factor receptor signaling pathway; regulation of keratinocyte differentiation
Cellular component (GO): extrinsic component of cytoplasmic side of plasma membrane
Source: RefSeq, a predicted model, not a curated record
ACUCACAGCCAAGAAGCGUUCGAAAAACCAGUGAGGGCGCGUGACGGAUCCUCCUCAGUCGCGACGCGAGAGAAAACUUUCCAAAAGCGAUCAGGAGUUGGAACUCUUUCCAGCGAGGGCACGGACGAGCGGUGGAGUGGUGUUUGGUUCAGGAGAGGCAGGGGCAGCCAGCCGGGGUGAUCUGAGUGUUUCCUGGCUUUGAUGCGACCCGAGUGUGGCUGGAGCAUGUCCACAGUGGGCCUGACUGCCCAGGAGACCGCUUUUCCCAUCGAAAACUCCCUCCUGUGGGGCAGCUACUGUCACAGCAUGGCUGGAUCCAAAUCGAACUGGAGCUGCGGCCGUGAGCAGGACAACUUCUACAUCAGUAUGUCUCCUCCCACGUGUCACAGCUAUGGAGCCCAGCAGAAGACACCCACGGCGCCGUCUAUAAGCCAUGAGAGGCACAAACACAGCGCCACCACACAGAAGUUUCCUCCCAAGAAGCCCCGUCCGCAUCAUCUCUUGUUCAGCUGCAGCACUGACCCGUCCCACACGAGUCCAGGUGACAAGGACCUGAUGGCGUCUCCAUUCCACGGUGUCCCAGCAUACGGGUGCCACAGUCCGCCACACACACCGGGCCGAUGCUCCAAGCCUCUCCCCCCGACCCCGCCGCCACCUCAUCACGUCUUCGAGCAGAUGGACAGUGAGUUGGACUUCUCGACGAACACUGACGAGAGCUGCUGCCUGGUGUCUGAUCCUUGCGUUAAAUCGCCUUUUCGAAACGGACAGUCCAGCCGUCGGAGCUUCAGAGGCGGCGGGCAGGUGAACCACGCCUACUACGAUGGACCGCUAGCACCGCAAAGCAGGAAGGUGCCCCAACAGCAGCCCCACCUGGAUGCCCCGCCGCACGGGGUACGGGUGCAGAACGAGCCACGGCAGCUUCAGGAAGCGCCACUGGUCUGUCAGCAGAACAAAGCUCAGAGGAGGCUACAGCGCUCUCACUCCGGCCCGGCUGGAUCGUUCAACAAACAUUCGCUACAGCGCAUCAUGUGUCAAAAAAUGUAUAUGGAUAAACACGACGUUCCGCCUCCCAUCCCACCACGGACUAGCAAAACUGGGGACCCUCGCCGCUGGUCAGACUCGUCCGGGCUUCACAGCGAUGAGGGCAGACCUCCCAAGGUUCCUCCAAGGGAUCCUCUGGGCAGCUCCCGCACCCCAAGCCCAAGCCCCAAAAGCCUUCCGAUGUACUCCAAUGGAGUGAUGCCCUCCACCCAGAGCUUUGCACCAGACCCCAACUAUAUGAGUUUUCACCGACAGAACAGCGAGGGCUCCCCCUGCAUCCUGCCUGUCACGGUGGCAGGCGUCAAAGACAGCGACACGCACUACUAUCUCAUGCCUCAGCAGCCUGUGGACUCCACCUGCGUGGAUAAACUGUUUUCAGCUCUGGACAGUCCCCCUACACAUCACACUGAUGUGUCAGACUCACAUCGGGACUACCACUCCCGGAGGAACGCGCACGUGCACCUGGUUUAACUGAGCGUCUUUUUAUUUAACAAACCAAUUGGAACUCUCAAACUGCUGCUUUUUUUUUAACCCCAUUGUAUUCUGACACGCAGGACCUGUGCACCCUGUGUUUGCGUUACUGGUAAUCUCGGAAUCACAUCUUAGUACUUUGACCUUGUAUCUGUGACUAUAGACGUUAUUUUUGAUAAGAUUUUUGUAUUGAUUUUGAUAAUGCAGCGCUGUUCGAAGGUGCAAGCGGGUCUUGACCUCAUAAGCUCAGUGUUUUUAAGGUUGUUGAGUGUGCGUUUGGGCCAUUUUGGAUGCUGCUCUCACGAAGGGUCAGCGACGAGGCCAGUUGAAGUCUAGAUAAUGAAGGACACGCAAAUCUGUUGUUAUAUUUGAGACUCCGUGCUUUUAGUUUCCAUUAGGCCAAAGUGUUUGUGCACAUUUGUGUUUCCUAAGUGCUGUGCUGUUGUGUUACAUUUUGUACUGAGAAAUAGGAACACUACUGGUAGCUAUGAGUGUUGGAAUGUUUAGUGCAGCUGAGGUGCAGUGUGUGUGUGUGUGUGCGCGCGCGUGCAUGUGUGUGUUUGUAUGUGCGACAGCAGAUGGAGAGUUCCGGCGAUGUCACGAAUAAAACAAUAGCGGUUCGUAAAUUGGACAAGUGAAGUGAGCAGCUUGUUAGAAACACGAGUGGUUGAACAUAAGGGGCUACGUUCACGUCACACUGACUCUCAUGGCUCAUGGAAGAUAGGAGUUAUUUAUUUUCAUGGGAGGCUGCCAAUUAAAGAAGCUCACUGCUCCGUUCAAGUGAGCAAUAAAUGAAAACACCUUGGUAAAUUGAUGAAGAUGAAAUGUGUUGAGUUAAAAACCUUUGUCAACAUUCAUCAUUUCAGACAGAUUUAAGCAUUUUCGAGGUGAAAUACUAGAGUGAGUGCAGCUACAGCAAUGUUGAGGCACGUGGCACCUUCAAGUUUGGAUGCGCUUUUACCUUUGUCAAUUGUACUCGUGGUACAGACUGAGCCGUGUCUCGUGGAAAUUAAACCUUUUUCCUGUCCUUAAAGGAGCCAAAAAUACUGCAGCCACAAACCCAUGAAACCUGAAACAGUAACUUUUAAAGCUGCAGUUUAGGACUGCAGUCUGUCACUUUAAAGUCUGCAUGUAUUUGAGCAAGGUUUUCUGUCACAUUUGUUGGCGAAGUUAACCAUUAAGAGUGAGCUUGGCUGGCUUCGACCCUGCUGCCAUGUCGCUGCCAUCAUAUUGGAAAUAUGAAGCAGAUACUCCUUUUUUUUAUUAAAAUGUGAUCUUUAUUUACCUCAACUGAUGUUGAGUUUUGCCAUGUUUGCUCCAAACCCGCGCCAACAACACAUUUCUAAUGUUGCUACAACAUCAUUAGCUAUGAAACAAGCACAAUAUCCGUACUAACUUUCAGUCAAAAUUUGGAGGAGACACAGCGACAGGACAAUACGUGGCAUUUGACGACAAAGACGUAAUGUGAACGUAGCUGAUGGAGUUGAAGCUAAAAUGGAGCGGCUGUUGUUGGAUCAGCGAGGGCUGCUCAGGUGUAGCCAGACGUGAGGUGACGGAGCUGCUGGUGUCAGAGACGCUGCUGGUUUUUCUUACCUGACAGACUUUCCUGUUCUGCGCGUGCAUUCCUGUCUGACAUGAUUGUGGUGGGUGUGUUCGGCUGCUGGCGGCCCUGACAAUAUGAUCUACUCUGUUGAACCAUUACAUAUAGUAGAUGUAGCACAUGCAUCACAGAAACGUAUCCAAGUGUUCGUGUUGGGAAGCCUGCUUAGGUCAAACGGUCAUUGAAGUCUGUUUUGUUUAUUUUCUCCCCUCCUGUUCACAAACACUCUGACUUUAAGGUCUGAAUGCAAUGUUUACAUCGUACACUGACACUAUUUAAUCUUAAGGUAUUCACAUGUCUUAUGAGAAAGUGACAAUAAAAGAGUGAAUGGAGACUCUGCUGCGGUGAGGACGUGCACUGGGAGAGUAUGCCGUGUUUCGUAUUUAACAAUUCCAUUUGUUCUCAUGAGUAGUGUGUGGUCGCUGCAAGGAAAGAAAAUAAAAGCGAUUAUUUAUGGACUUCCGUGCUUGGGUUUGUUGAGCCGAAGUGCUCUCUUCACUCAGCUGCUUGGCCUGUUUUAUCAGCCACACGCCCUCCUGCUGAUCCUCAGUGUGACUGGCCUCUAUCCAGAGAAACCAGAGUGACUGACAGUGGUGUGGCAGGUGUACACCGCCUCGCUUCCUCUUCCUGGUGCUACCUGAAUCGGGCACCCUGUUUGCCCCCACAAUAUUUUACAUGUAUUACAGACCUUCCUCCUGCAUUUCCCAAAGGCAAAUCUAAUGCCACUGUCUCAUCUUUAACACUCCUUUCAUUAUUUGUAUUCAUUGAAAUAAUUCUGACCUAAAUUUAGUUCUAAAUUUAAUCUCUUUAAAGCUAAUAUUUAUCAAUGCAUUUUUUUACAUUGUAACUCAUUUUAAGCUCAUGAUGAUGGUAUUUUAGCUCGUUCAUUUAAUGGAUUUAAUUCAACAAAGUCAAUUUAUUUCUGGUAUAAUUUCUAUUUACUUUCAGAAUUUCAGUUACAAACUGGGAGUCCAACACACUUCAUCCCGUUCAUACAUCUUGUAUUCAUGAGUCUUUCAGUCCCGCACUAGAUGACCUGGCAGUUUUGACUGCUCUGUGGAGUUUGUUACUGAAUAAAUAUGAAAAUAUUGUUGAAUUAAUUUUAAAAUAAAUGACUAAAGUAAACAAGUAUUGAGGCUCUCAAUUGUAAUUCAAACUCUUACUCUGUUCUAACACGAUUUCAUAUAAUCGUUGGUGAAUACAUUUGUUUCUUUCUCUCAACACCGUUUUGAAAUCUUUGAUAUGACAUUUAUUUAUUUAAGUUCAUGUUAAGAAAAAGUGCCAAGAUCUCUACUGAGAUCUAAACAUAUUUUUUAUCUUGAAAAUUUGUGACUUUAAUAUGUAUAUUUGUAUUUACAAUCUGUUUUUUUGUUUCUUGAUAUUUGACUCGUGCGGACUGAUGACUCAUUUGAACUGCAUCCUUCGACACUUUUUGAUCAUUCUAUUUUUGUGGUUCUAAUUUGAACUAUUUCCUGUUAAAAUUAUAAAUCAUUGUGUCGUACUCAGUUCAUUAGACGCCUUCAUCUGAACUUUGAAUCUCAAAACAUGGAUGUUUCUUAUUUAUUUGGGUGAUUUUUUUAAUAUCUUAAUAUCUGAAUUUGUAUUCUAUUUAAGCUCCAUAAAGAUAAAACCCCACGAGGCCUGACACUAUUGGUGACCUGACCUAUUUUUUCUGUGGGUCAGCUACAUAAUUGUUCUGGCAACAGUCUCUUUUAAUGAACACUCCUCAGACAGACAAUGAUGAUUGACUCCUCUGCAUCAAUCACACACGAGUUUUCAGAGCGAUGACACCAGAUGACAGUUUCCUUCCUGAGCCUUUGUUUAAUGAAGAUGAGGUAAGAAAAGUCUGGAUACAAGCGCAACAAAACGAAGCAGUGGUGUUCAUCUGUCUCAUUCAUUUUCAAAGCAAGACACUGUUGUGUUGCAGUUGUCAGACUUCACAUUCGACCACACUCAGUCUCAUGGGCUCACUGUCGAAAUACAAGUAAAAGUGAACUCAAAAACAUUUUUGCAACGUUUUUACAUUAAGGUUCAAAAGUGCAUAUUGUUUCAUUUUACACCCUUUCUCAUCCAGUCUGGAGAAUCUCAUCAUAUUUUGUCUCACGUAAUGACAUCAUUUUUGCACAAC